CACUCCCACUGCACAGAAGGGGGGUGGGGCACGUCUCCUAUUAUUUUUUUGUAAACAAGCUCUUUUAGCAUGCAAAUAUGACGUUUUUCACAGUGAAACACGGAGCUGAUGAAGAAGCCUUAUUCAAUCCUGACUGUAGCUUGAAGCUUCUGGUUGACAGUAUCAAAAAGAGAUGCAAUUUCCCUAACAUCAAUGGAGCCUCCGUAGGACUUGCAGAUGCAGAAGCAGAAAAGUUCACAAUAAUCAACCUCUCUGAGCAGAGCAAUGAAAUGAGUUCCUGUGUAUCUCUGUUUACCAAAAGAGGAGUGUACAUACUCCUAGCUAUUAUCAAGCGAGACAGUGGUCCACCCAAGUACCACCCGCUACUGGACAAUGUGGACAAAGAGUUUACAGUUAAGUUAGACUCUCUAUCUAAUCCAAAAGCUGCUGCAGCUGAAAAAAUGAGGAGAGUGCGAUCAAUAGCAAAGAACCCAUCUAUGAUUUCUGGUUUGGGCAAAAAGAAAACUUCCUCGUCACUCAGUAAAAGUUUCAGUGCAUCAAGCCGAGGAAAGUGACUGUAUAUAGCUUAAUUAAUUUUCGCUUUCUCUCAAAACUUUUUUAAAAUCCAUGUAUAUAUAAUGUAUGUACAGAUUACAUUUUUGUCUGUGUGUGAAAGCAAAGAUUUCACUUGAGGCCAUUUCAUAAUUAUAUUAAAAG
Messenger RNA from Halichondria panicea, 696 nucleotides. RefSeq lists its product as uncharacterized. Lineage: Eukaryota; Metazoa; Porifera; Demospongiae; Suberitida; Halichondriidae. The record is from RefSeq and is a predicted model, not a curated record. The transcript has 4 exons. The coding region runs from base 78 to 554 and encodes 158 amino acids.